UUUAACUAGCAGACGGAGUUUGAUCCCCAGUGCCGACCUUUGGGAAGCGAGCUCAGACCAGUAACAGGUGGCUCUCGAGCCUCACGGGGAAUAUUUAACUGGAUAUACUUCCAUAACUUGAAACUUUGGCGUGUUUCGGGGAGCUGACUCAAAAUAAUCGCCAGUCCAGGUCAACUAACAAGCCAUGAAGUUGUGUGCUGCCAUCGCUGUCUUUCUGUGGUGUGCUGCUGCUAGCUUGACAUGGGCUGCCAAAAUCGUCAUCGUGCCUCCAAUCAUGUUCGAGAGCCACCUGUACAUCUUCAAAACCCUCGCCACCGCUCUGCACCGCGAGGGUCACGACGCCGUGUUCCUGGUGUCGGAGGGAAGAGACGUGCCCCCUUCAGAACACUAUCGCCUACAGCGCUACCCCGGCAUUUUCAACAGCACGUCCGCGGACAACUUCCUGCAGUCCAAGGUGAAAAAUAUCUUCUCAGGACGCUGGACGGCUCUGGAACUGUCCGACAUCUUGGACCACUACUCCCAGAACUGUGACGUCAUGGUGGGGAGCAAGGCACUAAUUUCCCGCCUCAAGGAAGAGAAGUUUGAUCUGCUCCUUGUUGACCCCAACGAGAUGUGUGGCUUUGUCAUUGCCCACCUCCUCGGGGUUAGGUAUGCGGUCUUCAGCACGGGAUUGUGGUACCCAGCUGAAGUUGGCGCACCUGCUCCUCUUUCCUACGUCCCAGAGUUUAACUCCCUGCAAACUGACAAGAUGACCUUCUUCCAGAGGAUUAUAAACACAGCUGUCUAUACGGUUUCCCGCUUUGGGGUGCAGUUUUUGGUGCUACCUAAGUAUGACUGGAUCAUGAAGAAGCACAACAUCCAGCCUGAAACGUCAAUGUAUGAGCUGGUGCAAGGCAGCCGUCUGUGGAUGCUUUGCACCGACAUGGCUCUGGAGUUCCCUCGUCCCACCCUACCUCACGUGGUAUAUGUUGGAGGCAUUCUUACUAAACCUCCAAACCCUCUUCCACAGGAAUUUCUGACAUGGGCCAACAGUUCAGAGAAAAAUGGGUUUGUGCUGGUGUCAUUCGGAGCUGGCGUCAAGUACCUGUCCGAUGACAUUGCAGAGAAACUCGCGGGAGCACUGAGCCGUCUUCCUCAGCAGGUCAUAUGGAGGUUUUCAGGAAUCGCACCCAAAAAGUUGGGGAACAACACCAAACUUGUGGACUGGAUGCCACAGAAUGACCUUCUCGGUCACCCGAAUAUCAGGGCUUUCCUCAGCCAUGGGGGACUCAACAGCAUCUAUGAAGCCAUGUACCACGGCGUCCCUGUGGUGGGGAUCCCACUUUUCGGGGACCACUAUGACACCAUGACGAGAGUACAGGCAAAAGGCAUGGGUAUAAUGUUGGAGUGGAAGAUGAUGACUGAAGACGAUCUCUACCAUGCUAUGGUCAAGGUCAUAAAAGACGACAGGUACCGACAGCAGGCACGCCUCCUGUCUAACAUCCACAAAGACCAGCCCGGCCACCCAGUAAGCCGGGCCGUCUACUGGAUCGACUACAUCCUCCGGCACAGGGGUGCCGACCACCUGCGCUCUGCCGUCUACGGCAUCCCCACCCACCAGUACUUCCUGCUGGACGUGGUGGCGGCGCUGGCGGGCGCGCUGCUCACGCUCGCGUACGUCGCCUACCGCGUGGCGAGACUCCUCAUAACGCGGAGCCGCGCGGCGUCGGCCGCGGGCAAGGCCAACGGACACUGCUCCAACGGCAUUCCCAACGGGAAGCACAAACGGAUCAACCAGAUCAAGCACGACAAGAAAGUGAAAUAGGGCCGAAGCCAGGCGGCAGGCACAACACCGACAGCGGAAACGGUGCAGGGAAGGUACACUUCGAAGGGCAUCUCUGAAUAAAACCCAUUAAAAUAACAGCACCGUGAGAUACAACAAACAUUGAGGGUGGCUCAAAGGUCAUACGCUAAAGAAGUAACCAUUACGAAAUUUGACUCCCCUCCCCCAUAUCCUUCCACAAAAACUUCAGCCUUUUUGUUGGUGGAAUCACUGUUGAAAAAUAACUCCGGAGGUCAGACCUGCCCUUGGAAAAGCGGCGAACCCACGUAAUUUGAGCAGUCAAACAUUUGCUAAGUUCAUGCUGAUAAAGAAGCAGUAAAGAUGGACCCGUUUCCUGCUACGCGUUUAGCACUUUACAAGUGAUUUUAAGUCGUGAAAAAACGUGCACAGAGGCACUCCCACCAUUUAGUGAAUUGGCUUGGGCAGCGUAAAGCUUCCGGUUUAUUUAACAGUUAUUACAUUGACGACAUGCUCAUCCUCUAAAACUGCUUGUUUUGCUGCUGGAUAGAUACGUCGCCAAGUCCACUAGCUGAUGGAUUGAUACAUUUGUAGAUUAAACAUACAAAGAAAAACGUAUGAAGCUGCUAAUUGGCACUAAUAUGUAGUUAUAGCUCUUUAAAAAGGUAUCAUUGGUCACUUGAUGGCAGGACCGAAAUGUUAUAAUAUAGUCUUAAAAAAAGAGGAAAAAAAACCUUUUGAUUAACUGCAAUAUUUGUUUGGCAGCAGUCGAACGAAAGUUUAACAAGUACUGUAACACCCUAUCAUCAAAAUCGUAACAAAUGCCGUGUGCGUAUGACUGCAUAUUUAUGUAUGCGUGCUUGCGUAUAUGUGUACAUAUGUGUAUGUGUAUAUUUUAUUUAUAUAUAUGUAUAUUACAUAUUUUAUGUAUAUAUAUAUAAAAUAUAUACAAGACAUAAGUAAAUAUAUAAGCAAUAUAAUAUUUGAAUAAACUAUUGAAUUCAUUUUGA
Molecule: messenger RNA, 2790 nt
Organism: Brienomyrus brachyistius
Lineage: Eukaryota; Metazoa; Chordata; Actinopteri; Osteoglossiformes; Mormyridae
Gene: ugt8
Product: UDP glycosyltransferase 8
Exons: 6
Coding region: 185-1804 (539 amino acids)
Molecular function (GO): UDP-glycosyltransferase activity
Source: RefSeq, a predicted model, not a curated record